CCUGCAUCGGCUCAAGCAUUUUCUGCCCUGGAUUUUCUCGCUCUGUUGUGUGUGUCGGACGCCUCCCGUGCGGGAAAGCAGCCCGGCUACGAUGGGUGCCGAUCGCAGGCUGGGCCGAGGGCGGGGCGGCGCCCUCCUCGCCGGGCUGCUGGGCGCGGCGGCGCUGGGCGCACCGCGGGCGUUCCUGCCGGGGCCGCCGGCGGAGGACCCCAGCCGGCGGGAGCUGGCCCUGGGCGCGGCGCUGCCGGUGCUCCUGGGAGCGCAGCAGGCGAUGGCCAUGCCGCGCGUCACGGACAUGGACACCUACGUCAAUAGGCGGAAGCUCGAGCUCGUUCCAAUUUUCAAGCAGGGCAUCGACUACUUGG
Molecule: messenger RNA, 365 nt
Organism: Prorocentrum cordatum
Lineage: Eukaryota; Dinophyceae; Prorocentrales; Prorocentraceae
Source: the annotation of a GenBank genome assembly